This is a messenger RNA of Durusdinium trenchii, 846 nucleotides long. NCBI's taxonomy places the organism in Eukaryota, Dinophyceae, Suessiales, Symbiodiniaceae. The record is from the annotation of a GenBank genome assembly.
AUGAGAUUACAUGCCUUGGGCCUGGAUGAGUAUGAUGCGGUCGUUUUCUAUGACCAGGAUGUGGAGUUUCAAGGUGAUAUGACACCCGUGCUGCACUGUGCUGCGCGAGGGUACUUCAUCAGUGCAAGCGGCGGGGUGGGAGAACCCUUCAAUGUGGGAUUCUUUGCCUUGAGGCCCAGCAAGAAGUUGCUCCGUGCAGCUGAAAUUUUCGGUGCAAACGUAAAUUUUUCGAUUGAGACAGGCUGGGGUGACUGUGGGUUCCUGCCUUCCGGAAGCAAGUUUGUUGGUGCUGAAUGUGGGCAAGGUUUCUUCCACACGCUCUUCUACAAGGACUGCAAAGCAGUAAAGAGGGCUCUUGUGGCACGUUUGCCUUUGCAGUCUGUCAUGGCUGAUCGAUGCAUUUGGAACUACCAAAAUGAUGGUGAUUGUGGCAAUCAUUUAUUCAACUGCAGCGUCAUCCGAGUGCACCAUAAGCCUACCCACAAGCCUGAGAAUGACAGGUUGUGCGGCAAGCUGAAGUAUCAUCGCGGAGGGUGGACUGGAGAACCACAGCCUCCUUUCCCACCGCCACCACCGCUGAAAGUGCGGAAAGGGAAGGAGGCCUGUGUGCCGAGUUGUGUGGAGCUUGGGAACAAUUGCAUUUGCAAUGCGCCUAUGCCUCCACCACACCACAUUAAGAAUGUGACUGUGGACGGGCGCCCCGUUCACUGCCAGGAGCAGGUGAGAAGCCCGAGCAAUGAUUUCUUUGCGGUGAAAAUCACUGGAGCAUCGCAAAUCACCAUUCGGCGCCUAGAUGCUGAGUCUUGCUGGUGCGAUGACGUCACCAUUGAAUGUUGCAUGGCGUGA